CGUCACUUCCUGGUUCUGUGCUGCCGCUGGUCGCCCCGCCCUCAGCGGGGACAUUAGUGCCAGGCAGGGAAACAGGGUCCGGAGUUGAACCUACAACCCUCCUCCAUGUCUGGAGCUAUUGUCGGUGCAGCGGAGGGAGGACGGUCUGGAACGGGUCCGAGGGGAGAGUAGUUCGGUCUGAAGCGGGUCUGACCCGGUUUGAAGAGAGGGAGGCAAAGUUUGCUCCGGUUUCGGCUCACGAUGCAGUAAGACCAGUCAGACUGCUCAGUGACCUGAACACACCUUCCCCCUAAAUCCUUCACAGUAUGCUGUCUUCACUGACUGUGUUUAAGAUCAGGGCUGUAGCUACAGUUUCUGCAGUUUGGUCGUCAGUCAUGUUCAGGUAGAGGCUAGUUCCACGGCGCUCAACAUGCUGAAGCGUCUGGACAAGAUCCGGUUCCGGGGCCAGAGACGGGAUGACUUCCUGGAUCUGGCUGAUUCGCCCAACACAUCUGACACAGAAUGCACUGAGGAGGUCAUGAUGAAACCUCGCCUCUCUUCCAGAGACUCAGAGGAGCUUAGGGAAGUGGAGGGAGAGCAGCAGAGUGACCCUCAGGCAGGUCCAGGAUCCUUUUCUGCAGCUCUCCAAGAUGACUCCAGGACAGAUUUGAAUGAGGUCAAAGGGCACCUAGAAAUUGCCUUGUUGGAGAAACAUUUCUUACAUGAGGAGCUGAGGAAAUUUAAGGAGGAGUCCAACGUAGAUUCGUUGAGACAGGAACUGGAGAAGGAGCGCUGCAGGCGAAUAGAGUUGGAGCAGAAGAUCAAUGACGUCCUUAAAUCCAGUCUUGAUGACUCGCCUUGUCUGACACCUAAAGCCCCGCCCCCUCCUCCACCGUCAGGCAGCGGCACAGACAAACAGAAGGACACUCUGUCCAAUAGUUUCCUGAAAUGGCUUCAAGACCGUUUUGGGGUUUAUGUAGAAGACUUCCGUUUCCAGCCGGAGGAGACAACAGUGGAGACGGAGGAGCCGCUGAGUGCCAAGAGGUUGACUGAAAACAUGAGACGUCUCAAACGGGGAUUUAAACCAGUGACCAACUUCAAGAGGAACCUUACCGCCUUAUCCAGCUGGUACUCCAUCUACACGUCAGCCAUCGCCUUCAUCGUCUACAUGUAUGCAGCGUGGCAUGGCUGGGCCAUCCCCAUGUUCCUGUUCCUCGCCAUCCUCCGGCUGUCCUUAAAUUACCUCAUUGCCAGAGGCUGGAGGAUCCAGUGGAGCAUCGUACCUGAAGUCUCAGAGCAAGUGGAGCCUCCUAAAGAAGACCUGACUGUGUCUGAGAAGUUCCAGCUGGUUCUGGACGUCGCUCAGAAAGCACAGAAUCUGUUUGGGAGGAUGGCCAACAUCCUGGAGAAAAUAAAGAAUUUGUUCAUGUGGGUGCAGCCAGAGUUAACUCAGAAGCUGUAUGUUGGUCUAUGGGUGGCCUUCGUCUCCUCCUGCCUGCUGCCAUACAAACUGGUGGGAUUCAUCAUAGCCGUGUAUGCAGGUAUAAAGUUCUUCAUCAUCGACUUCAUCUUAAAGAGCUGUCCCAAGCUGAGGCAGCGCUUCGACACCCCCUACAUAAUCUGGACCAACUUGCCCACCGACCUGCAGCUGAAGGAGCGCAGCAGCACCACCCUGAACAGACGGGUCACUGCUGCAGGGGGUCGAGGCAGCCUCAGCGCUGCAGCUCCCACAGGUGUGAGCAGAGACGAGGACGGAGGACGAUACUACAGCACCAAGAGAGGAGCUUUCCACGAAGUCUUCAACCUGCCGGAGAGUGAGCGCCCCCUGACAACGUGUGAGAACGGCUGGCGCUGCUGCCUCAUCAACAGAGACAAGAAGACGCCGACAGACUACAUCCGCAACGGUGUCCUAUACGUCACUGAGAAUCAUCUGUGUUUCGAGAGCUCCAGCUCCAGGUCUGGAUCAACCAAGAGGAACAAAGUCAUCAAACUGCUCGACAUUAAAGAAGUCCAGAAGUACAAAGUUUUGUCAGUGCUGCCUGGAUCUGGGAUGGGCAUCUCCAUAGCAACGCCAUCCACCCAAAAGCCGAUGGUGUUCGGUGCGAUGAUGCACAGAGACGAAGCCUUCGACGCCAUCUCCACUCAGCACCUCAAGAUCUUGUCCGUGUCUACAGCCACCAGCCCAGAGACGUAGUAACACCUUCACAAGAUGGCUGUCUUCACCCAAACACUGGAUCUGUUUCACUUUUUCCACCAGGGAUGUACGGUAACAGCUGCUGACUCCAGUUUGAGCUGCUGGUCUGAUUUCUUUACGGUCAGCAUCACCUCAUCAGUCAUCAAGUGGAACAAGUCGGUGUCUUUACAUUAGUGAUUGAUAGGAAAUGAGGUAUUUCCAAUUUAUAUUUUCAAUUACGGAUUUCAUGUCAGAUUGAUUAGAAUUACAAAUCACUAUUGUCAAACAAUUAUACAUAAAGUUCCCACAAAAGACAUCAUGAUAUGUCUAAUUGUAAAUCAAAGUAUAAACUGAAAUUCAAAUUAAGUGCACAAACAUAUAUAGGCUUGUUAAAGAACAUGGGGGAGGGUGGGGGUUACCUGUACUAUAAUUAGAGCACUAGUAACUUGUUAUUUUCUGUUGCAUGCACUUUCUUUUCAAUUGCUGUUAAAAUAUUCCCAAUGAAAUGCAGCCCUUUCUAUUUCAAAUAAUCCCUCAGUAACUUGGUAUCGCUUUUAAUCCAAAAAUAUCUGCAGGGAAACUGUUUUGUUCACAUUGUAAAAAUCAAUGGUUUACAAUCUAAGCGAAGUCCUGCAUUUGGAUUUUAUCUGAUGAAGCCGUUGGUUUCAUCUCCAGCCCAUCAGUCAUCUGUGUCAUGUCAUUUCAUUUUAUUUCCACCCUGGUGUACUGCACUGGAAAGUUGUGCAUACAUGAUGGGCCUCAUGAAAGAAAUAAGGCACGUACCAGUGAUUUUAGAGAAUUUGUGGCUUUCAUGAUUAGCGUUUAGCGUUUACUCUUCGAUUCGUACAAAGAUGCCAAGUGGGUAAGAGCUGUGGUACGACUCAUAAACAGCCUUUCUUCACAGUGGAAAACAGGCUUAUAGUAGUUAAAUCUAAAGGAGUUUGGAGUUAAAUAUGACUCGAUAAUUGCCAUUGAUAUGAUUUUAGAAAAAUAUCUAUAAAAAAUGAAUAUGCUGUUGACCAAAUCAUCAUCAUCAUGGCUUUCCAAUUUACUGAGUGUGUUUUUUAGAGUUCCUACAUUUCAGUAGCUGUUGGAUAACUCCCUGACUCCCUUUAUGUUGAUCUCUAUCCAUGACCAUCCUCUGUCAUAACACCUGACAGUGUAACAUCACCGGCUGUAAUAUUCUAUAGUCUCAUAUCUCAGUGAUUGUCAUCCACAUAGACUGAACAUAAAGAUGGGCCAAACCUCUCCACUUCCUCCUACAGUAUAAAAAUGAAGGUAAUAUAUCCCGGGUUUACAGGUGCUGUUAUCUUGUGCCUUUGACACCAUUUGGAGCCGGAGUCUGCGCAGUAGUGCUUGUGGAGUGGAUUGGGUUUAGAGGUCCCACUGAUACACGGCCAAUUGACCAAUCCUGAGUCAGUCUCAGCUGUCAAUCACAACAUCAACCAAGCUUAGUGGAUGAAAACACUUGAGCAAACAUGUGAUGAGAACGAUUUAAAAUGACAGAACCCAUUUUUGAGGAGAAUUUAUUUAAUGUGUAUUUAUAUAUUUUUUUGGUCCAUGUCCCAUUGUAACAUGGAGAAGGCUGGGUUUAUGACCUUUACGACUUUACCUCAAUUUGUCGUGUCGUCCAUCUUUAUAUACAGUCUAUGGUUGUGCCCUUGACCAGCCUGUAUAUAAGUCACAAUUUCUAAUUGUUUCGGUGAAUCUGGCUUCCAACAUUCUAGUAUAAAAAUAUAAAUGUGUCUGCAUGAGGCCCAUUGUGUUAGUGCUGAUAUUAUUACUCAGAAGAAAAUCAACAGCAGUGUUAGUACUGAAAUCAUUACUGAAAUGAUAACUGUCAAUUUACUGAACAAAGCUUAUUGGAAAAUAUGUCUAAACCUCAUUUAAUUUCAUCAUUUGUGUCUUCAGGGAAUGAAAUGAUUGUUGUACUUUACAGCAGCCUUCUAAUCACUUAUUAUUACAGUGUGUUUUUAUGUGGUGGUUGGAGACAGUUACUCUAUGAAACGUAAAUGUUUUACAACUAAUUUUAACGUUCAAUGUAAACGAGAGAAUUAACCUCAGCUUUUCUGUUUUCUGUUUUAGCUAAAAGUUCAUAUGUUGGAAUCAGAUACAACCGUCAAAACUGAAGUUUUAUCCAAUAAGCUGAGAGGCUUAUGUACCGUGAAAAAUUGAAGUUGUAUAUUUGACCUAACUAGUUGUUUAAGCAUUGCUAAUCGGCUAAGAGCUUAACAAUUUCAAACAAUGUAAAUAUCUGGAAUGCAAGUUUUUACUGAUCACAGCACUUGAAUUUUGGCUUUAACUUCCAUCAUAACCUGAUGCUGAUCGACAUUUCUUCUGUUCUGUUAAGCUCCUGUUUCAAAAGUAGCUUUCUUUCACCAUCAACCUAAUUGGCUAAAGCUAAACAAGCUAAAACAACACAAUCAUGUUCUCACCUUUCUGCACUAACUGUAAAUCCUGUUUUUUGCAGAUUAAUGAAAUGUUUCCUAAUAUGUAAAAGUGCAAGAAAAUGUUUAAAUGUCUCGGUCCUUGCCGAUCACUGCCGAUCUAAAACUGUGGUUUUCUGUCCCUUGGAAGAACAAAAUGUGCGAACUGUCAUUGUGAACUUUACUUCAUUUCAAUUCUUGUACUGACAAUCAUUUUCGUUAUCGAUUCGUUUGUGCCAAUUAUUUUUUCAGUCAAGUAAUUGCUUGGUCCACAAAACAUUAGAAACAUUGCAAUGGUUUUGGGAUAAAAAAAACUGAAAAAUGGCUCAAUUGAUGAUCUGGAACCAUGAAAUGUUUGAAACUGUGCUUGAGAAAAGAUAAAUACCAAUUUGCCAUUAUUAAUAUUCUGUCAAUUGACUAAUCAAUUAUUCUGCUAGAAAUGUGAUAUUUUGGCAAAAAAAAAAAAAUCAUUCAAAACGAAGGAAGCUUUUUUAUUACAAAAUCUAAAUAGUCAAAUUACAUUUUUUUCUCAUGAAACAUUAACAAUAAAGGAAGCAGUUUCAUAUACAAAAGUUUCAAUAGUAAAAAAAAGUUUUUAUACAUAGUCUCACUCUGGCAGUUUAUGGUGUGAUCAGGGCAAAGCUCUUUCAUUGCCAAGUAUUUUUCUAUCUUGUUUAUCUUUAAAAUGUUUUCCCAGUCUUCCUUUUUGCAAUAUGUUAACAAUGUUGCGUCAUUUAAUCUUUCUCCACUAUCUUACCUAUAACUCUUUUAUCUUAUUCAAGUUGUUUGUAGUUUUGUUUUUCCUUCAGUUUAGGUCAAUUCUGUCACUGUUGAGAUGUAAGGGUUUUAUAAAGUGCUUUUAUUGUACAAAUAGCUGUAAAGUUUUUAAAUGAAAUAUUUGUUAUUAAAAUUUGAUGUACAUUUCUUUUCUAAUUUAAGUAAAAUCAAACACUAAACACUGA
This is a messenger RNA of Hippoglossus stenolepis (Pacific halibut), 5540 nucleotides long. RefSeq names its product GRAM domain-containing protein 4. Lineage: Eukaryota; Metazoa; Chordata; Actinopteri; Pleuronectiformes; Pleuronectidae. Gene Ontology annotation, biological process: negative regulation of toll-like receptor 9 signaling pathway; apoptotic process. The transcript is spliced from 20 exons. The record is from RefSeq and is a predicted model, not a curated record. The coding region runs from base 410 to 2173 and encodes 587 amino acids.